UACUAAUAUUGGUUCCGGUGUGGUCCUCUUGUUUCCUGACAUAGUAGCAAUCUAACACUUCCAGACGGCUUAGCAUUUCUAUACCUCUGGUACUUCUCGCAUCUUCUAAUCCAGAAUAUUCGAGACACCUCAAUUCCACCCAAUUCUUAAUAUCUUUGGGAAUGCGGCACCUAUUUCCAAGGUUCACUGACUCUAAUUUACAGAGUUUGCUAGACAAAGACUUGGGCAAUUCUCUUAUCUCGGUCUCUCUCAAAUCAAGAGACCUUAACUGUGUCAGAACUACAAGGUUACAUGGAUUUCCUGCAACUACAUUUUGGCGCUAGAAACAGCUUGGAGUGAUAAAUCCUGUCAACGAGUUUGUAGAAUCUUGAAAAAUUGGAUCUGGAGAUUUUGGAGAAGAUAAAGAUGAAAAGCGAAGAAUCUAUAGGAUCUGUAAGAAAAAUAAAAAUCAUGACGAUACAAGGAAGAGGUAGAGGUGUACAGUGUAAUUUUAUAACUAAAGCACCACUUUAUGAUGCGGAUUUUCAAGCAGGAAUCACUGGAAGAAUACAUAAACGAGAUUAUAGAGGAAAGAAGGUGACGAAGGUGGAAAAAGGAUCUCCUGUAAAAGAGUGGGAAAAAACGAAGAUAACGUUUGCAGCAGAUGAAAUUCCGGAAGAAAAUUUAACACGAACAGAUCCAUUGGUGAUUACAAUAGCGGCCGAGCGAAGAAAAGUUGGUGAUAAGACGGAAAACUCAGAAGAAUGGGCGAUUAAUAGAACGUUGGUAGAUAUCGGAAGUGCUGUUGAUAUCCUAUUUUAUCGUGCGUUCAAAGAAAUGGGAUACAGAGAUGUGGACAUGACAUGUCCAGCUUAUAAUAUACAUGGAUUUAAUAAAACAGUCACAAAACCAAAAGGAGAAAUUACAAUAAUACUGUUGGGAGAAGUAGAAGUGAAGACAACAUUAUGUGUGGCUGAUAUCGAAUCACCAUACAAUAUGUUGUUGGGGAGGCCAUGGGUGCACGUGAUAAAAGAUGUAGCGUCCACACUAGAUCAAUGCAUUAGAUUCCAAAUUCCAAGCGGAAUAGGUGAAAUUAGAGGAGAUGUUACAAGUGCGAAGAUCUUCCAUCAGGUAGAUGUAAAAAAUUAUGAAGGACGUGCAAAGAAGCGAAAGGAUCGCUGGAGAAAAGCAAAGGAGUUAAGGUAAGAAGAAGAAUUUCGGAUAUACAUGAUUAGAGCGAAGGAAGGGAAAAGAAUACCAAGCGAAAUACCAGAGAAGGAAGGGGAACCAAUUCUAGAGAUUAAGGAGUCCACACCAAUGGGAGAACCAAGAGCGAAUUUCACUGCAGCAAAGCCAACGAAAUAAGUUAAUGUUGGUACAGAAGAAGAACCAAAAAUACUGAAAAUAGGAACCAAUAUGGAUAAAGAAGAGGAAGAAAAAACAAUAAACAUCUUGCGUGAAUAUAGUAAUAUCUUCGCAUGGAGUAUGGAAGAAAUGCCAAGAAUAGAUCCAUCUGUUGAAUUCAAUAAAUUGGAUAUUAAAAAGAAUGCAAAGACGUUUAAACAAAGAAUACCAAAAAUCGCAACAACAUAUCAUCCUAAAAUAGAAACAAAGAUGCAAAAAAAUGUUAGAGGCAGGGAUUAUAAG
Molecule: messenger RNA, 1626 nt
Organism: Papaver somniferum (opium poppy)
Lineage: Eukaryota; Viridiplantae; Streptophyta; Magnoliopsida; Ranunculales; Papaveraceae
Exons: 2
Coding region: 406-1185 (259 amino acids)
Source: RefSeq, a predicted model, not a curated record